This is a messenger RNA of Diplodia corticola, 1452 nucleotides long. RefSeq names its product mfs monocarboxylate transporter. The record is from RefSeq and is a predicted model, not a curated record. Gene Ontology annotation, cellular component: fungal-type vacuole membrane. Gene Ontology annotation, molecular function: transmembrane transporter activity. Gene Ontology annotation, biological process: transmembrane transport. The transcript is spliced from 2 exons. NCBI's taxonomy places the organism in Eukaryota, Fungi, Ascomycota, Dothideomycetes, Botryosphaeriales, Botryosphaeriaceae. The coding region runs from base 1 to 1452 and encodes 483 amino acids.
AUGGUCUACGAAUCCAGAGACGGCUGCUCCGAGAAAGAGAUCGACAGCGGGGUACUUACUCCUCGAUCGCUGCCGCCGUACGAGACUGACGGCACCGACUGCAGUCCAGCCCGGGACGACGAGAUUGCCGUUGAGAGAGUAGCAACUGCUCUCGACGACGAGACCAAGGACGCCGCCGCCGCCAACCCGGCCAAACGAGUUCUCUCCAAGGUCGUGACCGCCCGCUCUGCGGCUUCCAUCCGGGACCCCGGCCCUCCGCCCGAUGGCGGUCUUCGCGCCUGGACCCAGGUGCUCAUGGGCCACAUCUGCAUCAUGAACACCUGGGGGUACAUCAACUCCUUUGGCGCCUUCCAGGCCUACUACACCUCCACCCUGGCCGUCCCCAGCUCCCAGAUUUCCUGGAUCGGCACCGUCCAGGUCUGGCUGCUCUUCUUCAUCGGCACCGUCUCGGGCCGUGCCACCGACGCCGGCCUGUUCCGCCGCGUGUACAUCCUCGGCGUGUUCCUGAGCCUGCUUGGCAUCUUCAUGACAUCGCUGUGCACCCAGUACUGGCAGCUCUUCCUCGCCCAGGGCGUCUGCACCGGCCUUGGGAACGGCCUCAUGUUCUGCCCAACCGUGGCUCUUGUGGCCACCUACUUCUCCAAGAACCGAGCCCUUGCCAUUGGACUCACCGCAUCCGGAUCUGCCACCGGCGGGCUCAUCUACCCAUCCAUGGUCAGGCAGCUUCUCCCCCAGGUCGGCUUCGGCUGGACCAUCCGCAUCCUCGGCUUCGUCUCUCUCGCAACCUCGGCCGUGACCAUUGCCCUGUUCAAGGUCCGCCUGCCUCCGCGGCCGUCGGGGCCGCUGAUCGACAUGUCGGCGUUCAAGGAGCUCACCUAUUGUCUCUUCUGCCUUGGCAUGUUCCUCAACUUCUGGGCUCUGUACUUUGUCUUCUACUACAUCAGCGCCUUCAGCCGAGACAUCAUAGGGCUGUCGUACACCGACUCGCUCAAUCUGCUGCUCAUCCUCAACGGCGUGGGCUACAUUUCGCGCAUAAUCCCACCCUUCGUCAGUGACCGCGUCACCGGCCCGUUGAAUUUGAUCAUCCCAUUUGCUCUCGCGACGGGCAUCAUGCUCUUCGCAUGGUCGGCGGUGCACACGACAGCAGGGCUGUAUCCGUUUACCGUCAUCAUCGGUUUGACGUCCUCUGGCGUCCAGGGCCUCUUCCCGUCGGUGCUCAGCAGCCUGACGCCAGACCUGAAGAAGACGGGGACGCGGAUGGGCAUGGCGUUUUCGAUUGUUUCCUUUGCGGCGCUGACGGGGCCGCCGCUCGCAGGAGCGCUCAUUUCAGACAACAACGGAAACUAUCUGCGCGCGCAGAUGUGGGGGGGCACGGUUCUUGUGUGCGGCAGCUUGACGCUAGUCGUGGCAAGGGUCGCCCAGACAGGUCUCAAGCUGAGAGCCAAGAUCUAG